AGAAGAAGAAGAAGAAGAAGAGAUUUAUGGUUGUGUCCAAAUGUGAAAGAUUCGCACGUACACCAUGUCCAGGACUUUUUAUUCAAGUGACGCCACCCUCGAGGAGGAUGCUGAAACUGUUAAGCUGGAGGAGGAGUACCUGCCAACGUUGGAGGAAACAUGGGAUGAGCAGGAGCUGGAAAAGUGCAAGAAAUGGAUUGGGGAGAAUAACUUCAAGCGGAUCAGCCUGCAAUUCCCAGACACACUCCUCAGGCAUAGUGUGACAAUCUAUGAGCAGCUCAAAGCAUCCACAGAGGCGAACUUUUUCAUCUUGGGCGACACGAGCUAUGGGAGUUGCUGUGUGGAUGAAGUUGCAGCAUCUCAUGUUGAUUGUGAUGCUCUCAUUCACUUUGGGAAGACGUGCCUCAGUGUGACAACAAGAAUCCCAGUUCUCUACAUCUUCCUCCGCUUUGGGAUUAGUGUAGAAGACUUCCAGGAGAAAGUGGCGGCGUCUUUCCCUGAAGGAGAUGAGCCAAUUAUUGUUUUCUCUGAUUCUCCCUACAAUCACGCCAAGGAGAGAUUCCAGGAGGUACUUAGCACACGGGAAAAUAUGUUAAUAGCUUCCUUGGCAACUGAUGCCAACACUAAGCGAAACUUUCUAUGCUGGACCGUGGAAGGAUUGCCACAGAUCGAUCCAGAACAGUCAUCCUGCCUCUUUGUGGGUGAAGAUGAUCAGACAUUCUUUAAUCUCUCCUUGACCGUGAAGUGCAGCAAGUGGUGGAUCUACAAUCCACGCAAUGAGGCGCUGAGUACAGCCAAUCCGAGAACCUCCGCAUGGUUCCGCAGACGAUACUACUACGUGGAAGUGUGCAAGGAUGCUCAAAUGAUUGGCAUCGUCAUGGGGACACUCACAUCUUCGAGGUACUUGGAAAUGGCGCAUAGGAUGCAGAAUCUCGCCAAGGAGUGCGGCAAGAAGACCAUUCUCAUCUCCGUGGGGAAGAUUAAUCCCGCCAAAUUGGCUAAUUUCUCAGACGUUGACUGCUUCGUCCUCAUUGGAUGCCCACAGAAUGAUGUCUUCAACUCUCGUGACUUCUACAAGCCCAUCCUGACGACUUUUGAAGUUGAACUCGCUCUCAAUACUGCGUGGAAGGAUACAAUCCCCGAAACAUACUGCCUGGACUUCAAGGAACUCCUGCCCAAUGGGAAAUUCCACCGGGAAUGUGAACCAGGGCAGGAGCAUGAUGCUGAGAAUGACGUGAGUCUCAUCACAGGACGCGUUCGAGAGAAUUUGAGGAAUGGCACGGUGGCAGAGGACGUGGGGAGUGGAAGAGAGCUGCUGGAGAGACAAAGUGGAGCUCUUGUGAGCAAUAGAGUGACAGAAGCCUUCCAGGAGCGUUCAUGGCGAGGUCUGGAUCCAGCUCUGGGGCAACAUGAGCCCGCUCAAAUUGUCCAAGGACGCUCAGGUGUCCCAAUAGCUUAUGAGGAGAAUAAGGAUGCAGCAAUGUAGGGGGAUUCCUUAAAUAUAUUUACUUACUUACAAAA
Lutzomyia longipalpis is the source of this 1521-nucleotide messenger RNA. RefSeq names its product 2-(3-amino-3-carboxypropyl)histidine synthase subunit 2 (gene Dph2). Bases 65 to 1486 code for a protein of 473 amino acids. The transcript has a single exon. NCBI's taxonomy places the organism in Eukaryota, Metazoa, Arthropoda, Insecta, Diptera, Psychodidae. The record is from RefSeq and is a predicted model, not a curated record. Gene Ontology annotation, molecular function: 2-(3-amino-3-carboxypropyl)histidine synthase activity. Gene Ontology annotation, biological process: protein histidyl modification to diphthamide.